This is a messenger RNA of Spirometra erinaceieuropaei, 1497 nucleotides long. The record is from the annotation of a GenBank genome assembly. Lineage: Eukaryota; Metazoa; Platyhelminthes; Cestoda; Diphyllobothriidea; Diphyllobothriidae.
AUGCCAUCAAAAACGCCAGCGCCUAAGAGUGAAGCCAAGCACGCCCAGAAGUCCAAGAAGACGCCGAAGACCGUGUUUGGAUCCGCCCUACUGACUGGAUACGUUCCGAUACCAAAGCAACAGGAGGUCAGCAUUGAGAAUGCUCUUGAAGCUGUCGAAUCUGUGUCAAAAAGGACAAUACAAAAACCCUACAAAUGCAAGGUCUCAGACUCGAUCACCUACCUGGUGGUAAGAAGACGAAACGUCGUCAACUCUGCCAGACCCUGGAAGCUGCGCAUCCCCUACUUAGAAAUCUACCGUUACUUCAUAUUUGCCCGCGAUCCGACACUGGUAGUUCUUGUGAUUCCGGAGAAGACGAGCGGAAACCUGGCAUAUCUGUUGUUGAACAUGGAAACACCCGACCAGGCAGCAGCCAUCUGUGAUGCAAUUCAGAAGAGAAGGCGAUCCAACGUGAACGGUAGCACCACACUAGAUCAUAAAGCCAAUCAACAAACGGAUGCCUGUAGCAAUACAGCGACCGCGGAAAUGACGCAUCUUGGUCCUCCAGAGGGCGAUAGUGGCAGCACCCAUGAGGGGAGAGAGGGCGGUUUAGAACCCAGUGAAGAUCACUGUGAAAAGGAGGCUUCAGGGACUACCACUGCGGAGUCAGUAAUGGCGGAGGGCCAAAAAUCUGCAGCCCCUCUCAGCUGGCCCUCAGUGCAAGAACCCAGUACUGAGGCGGAGGAGACAGAUGACAAGCACCAGAUCUCACCAGAUGCGCCACAGACAGAUUCCGAGGAGACUCCGGGACUGCUGGAGACUUUGAUCAAGGCGAGCAACAAGGAGCUGCAGAAUUCGGCCGUUCCUUUCAUGUAUGACUCUGAAGGACCAGAGGAAAGGUCGGACGAGAGUGACUCCGACGGUGAAGAGCAGAAUGAAACAGAGUCGAGGAGACGAAGGGUCAGGGAGGAAGAAAUUCGACCCCAGGAUGUGACUCAGCAGAAUAAAAGCGCCGUAUCCAGCGAAGGGCAAUCGAAGAGUAGAAUGGCCCGUCGUGAACCACCAAAGUUUGUAGAAAUGCCAGUCGAUUUCCUAGGUUCUCAUGGUAAUGAUCAACCAGCCGAAAAUCGGAACUUUGAAGCUCUGAGGCAGUCUCUGCUUCAUGACAAGUAUGAUGACGAUUGGGCUGUCGACAUGAAGAUGGUCAAGGGAGAUGGGAAUUAUUACAGUCACAUCAGGGAUGAUGGAGAUAUCCUCAUGUUUGUGGCGCAUCAUUUAGUGCCGGAGAACGCCUCCUACAGCCUCAGCUCUGAAAGCGACUCGGGUGCCGAGUUAGACGGUUACCCACCCAGUGGACACACCUCGGAAAAAUCUCAGAAACGGACUGACAGUUCAGACUCUGCCAGUAUGUCAUCGUCGUCGUCGUCACCCAAUCAGAUCGCAGAAAGUAAGCCACCCCAGUUGGCCCUUGCGGACGAAAACUCAAUUUCUACCCUGCAAACACCUCUGGAAACUUGA